Dacryopinax primogenitus is the source of this 1758-nucleotide messenger RNA. RefSeq names its product MFS general substrate transporter. Gene Ontology annotation, biological process: transmembrane transport. Gene Ontology annotation, molecular function: transmembrane transporter activity. Lineage: Eukaryota; Fungi; Basidiomycota; Dacrymycetes; Dacrymycetales; Dacrymycetaceae. The record is from RefSeq and is a predicted model, not a curated record. The coding region runs from base 1 to 1758 and encodes 585 amino acids. The transcript has 3 exons.
AUGUCUACCCCCGACGCCUCCUUGUCUGCUUCGCGCCUUUCUCGCACACCCACUUUGGUGGAACCUAAUGAAGACAGACACGAGCGGGAUGCGGAUACGGUCACCCUCACACCUCCACUGGAAGAAGCGCCCGCGAUCGUCUCUGAAAGCGCAGAGCUAGAGCAGCACUAUGGUGUGAAGAAGGAUGCUGGAUUCUGGAUGAUCAUCCUCUCUCUUUGCGUGACGUCCUGGUUAGCUGCUAUCGACCUAACGUCCGUCUCCACCGCCCUUCCCACGAUAGUCGACGACCUUCACGGCGGUUCCGACUUUGUUUGGGUCGGAUCUGCCUUCACGCUAGCCUCCACAGCCAUUCUCCCCCUAUCGGGCAAUAUCGCCACCAUAUUCGGGCGCCAAUUCUCCGUUCUCUCCUUCAUCUUCCUCUUCGCGGUUGGGAGCGCGAUCACCGGCUCAGCCCAAAACAUGCCCGCGAUGAUCGCUGGCCGGACGAUCCAAGGUCUAGGCGGAGGCGGCAUCCUCUCCCUGGCAGAGAUCAUCGUUGCCGACCUUGUACCUCUGCGCGAGCGAGGGAUGUAUCAAGGCAUCCUCGGCUCGGUAUGGGCUUUCGCGAGUGCCAUCGGCCCACCUAUUGGAGGUGGUCUUGCCCAGGCUGGGCAAUGGAGGUGGCUGUUCUACCUGAACCUCCCGCUCUGCGCGAUCGCCUUUGGCUUGACAUUCGCUUUUUUGAAGCUCAAGAGGCCGCCUGGUUCCAUGAGGGAAAAACUGGCAAGAAUCGAUUGGAUUGGUAAUAUCAUGAUCAUUAUUGCCUCCACCCUUGCCAUUGUCGCCCUAGUGGAAGGCGGCAUCACCCACCCAUGGAAUUCCUACCAGAUCCUAGUACCUCUCAUCGUAGGUAUUGUCGGCAUCGGCAUCUUCCUCGUGUACGAAAGCUACUGGGUGAUCGGGGAACCGAUGGUACCGUUUGACAUCUUCUCCAACCGCACGUCUCUCAGCGGUUAUGCUGGCAACUUCAUGCACGGCGUCACUUCGAUCAUCCUCAUAUACUACCUGCCAGUUUACUUCCAGAGCACGAUGCUCGCCUCUCCAGUCCGAAGCAGCAUCCAGCUUUUCCCUUCGGCAUUCAUCAUUGCACCUGUGGCUAUUAUCGUAGGCAUCUCCGUCGCUGCGACAGAUCACUACGUCACACAAAACGUUGUCGCAUGGAUGCUCUGUAUGAUCGGAUACGGGCUCAUAACCACUCUCACGAAGGACAGCUCAACCGGCACCUGGGUCGGAUAUCAGAUUGUCGCCGCCACAGGCGUCGGCAUCCUCUUCCCUGCGACAACCUUCCCCGUGCUCGCUCCGCUGCCGAUAACGAAGACCGCGCAUGCACUUGCGUUCUAUACUUUCCUGCGGACCUUUGGUCAGACGUUCGGUGUCACGAUCGGCGCCACGGUCUUGCAGAACGAGCUCAGCCGGAAACUUCCUUCUGCAUUCUCAGCCCUCUUUCCGGCGGGAGUGAACAUCGCCUACGCUGCUAUUCCUCAGAUCCCAACUCUUCCCCAACCAUUACAGGAUCAAGUACGCGUAGCGUUCGCCACUAGUCUAUCGACGAUGUGGAAGGUCACCCUAGGCCUGGCCGGUGCUGGCUUGGCGACGACAUUCUUCAUGAAGCAGAUUCAUCUGCAUGUGGAGACUGACGAUCAAUGGGGCAGAGACGGCAAGCAAGAGACUGGAGAUGCGGAGAAGGCGUUAACACUGAAGACGCAGGCCUCUGCAUGA